Molecule: messenger RNA, 2493 nt
Organism: Conger conger (European conger)
Lineage: Eukaryota; Metazoa; Chordata; Actinopteri; Anguilliformes; Congridae
Gene: hnrnpk
Product: heterogeneous nuclear ribonucleoprotein K
Exons: 17
Coding region: 405-1703 (432 amino acids)
Biological process (GO): regulation of transcription by RNA polymerase II; regulation of mRNA splicing, via spliceosome
Cellular component (GO): nucleus; cytoplasm
Molecular function (GO): mRNA binding
Source: RefSeq, a predicted model, not a curated record
UUGUUUUGUCGUAGAUAUAUUUUACUACGUUAUAAUCACGAAACAACUAUGAUUUGAACAGAGAUUACAUCGUGCACAAUGCACAAGUAGCUAAUUUAUCUCCUAUCACCCAAACAGAAUUAAGUGACCGGCCCUCUAUCCAAUAAUUGAAGCGAUUUUAUAACCAAAAGUCAGCCAGCACCAAUCAGAGAACAAGAAAAGUCAUAAGGGCGGUUCUUCCACACCACGAGAAAUCUUUAGCUAGCGUUUGUCUCGGAUUGAGGAGACGAUAGGACGAGGUCUACAGGUUCCAGGAGCUCUCGAGGCUUCUGUAGUUCCGCCCACGACACGCCCCUUGGAACCGCUUAAAUAGAGCAGUGUUCUGAAGAGAGGAACAAGGCUUCUUUUCACCGCCUUACAAGACAAUGGAGGCUGAAAUCGAACAGCAAGAAGAGGAGACUACUUUCAGCAACACAGAAACCAACGGUAAGCGCCCAGCGGAGGAUAUGGAUGACGAGCAGGACUUUAAGAGGUCCCGAAACACCGAGGACAUGCAGGAGCUGAGGAUCCUGCUGCAGAGCAAGAAUGCGGGGGCUGUGAUUGGGAAAGCGGGGAAGAACAUCAAAGCGCUACGCUCUGACUACAAUGCCAGUGUGUCAGUCCCAGACAGCAGUGGCCCAGAGCGUAUCCUGAGUGUGAGCGCUGACAUCGACACCAUCGGAGAGAUCCUGCUGAAGAUCAUCCCCACGCUGGAGGAGUACCAGCACUACAGUGGACUUGACUUUGACUGCGAGCUGCGCAUUCUCAUACACCAAAGUCUGGCUGGAAGCAUCAUCGGCGUCAAAGGAGCCAAAAUCAAGGAGUUGAGAGAGAACACCCAGACCAGCAUCAAGCUGUUUCAGGAGUGCUGUCCCCACUCUACGGACCGCGUGGUCCUGGUCGGAGGGAAACCGGAACGCGUGGUCGAGUGCAUCAAAGUCAUGCUGGAGCUGAUUGCGGAGGCCCCUGUGAAAGGCCGCGCCCAGUCCUACGACCCAAACUUCUACGACGAGACGUAUGACUACGGCGGCUUCACCAUGAUGUACGAGGAGCGGGCACGGAGGCCCAUGGGCUUCCCCAUGCGCGGGCGCGGUGGGUUUGAGCGCAUGCCCCCCGGCCGCGGGGGGCGCCCCAUGCCCCCCUCCCGACGCGACUACGAGGACAUGAGCCCCCGCCGCGGACCCCCCCCACCCCCGCCCGGCAGGGGGGCCCGGGGCGGCAGCAGGGCCCGAAACCUGCCCCUGCCCCCUCCCCCGUCUUCUAGAGGAGGAGAUGACCAGUAUUCCUACGAGACGUAUCACGGCAGUGCUGACGAAAGGCCAAACACUGACCGUAGAGGGAGGCCUGGUGAUCGUUAUGACAACAUGGGUGGAGGAGGGUAUGACAGCAGCUCGUCCUGGGAGCCGUAUCAGUCGGGGGGGCGCGGUUCCUAUGGCGAUAUGGGGGGCCCCGUUAUCACCACGCAAGUGACCAUCCCCAAGGACCUGGCCGGGUCCAUCAUCGGCAAAGGCGGUCAGCGCAUCAAGCAGAUCCGCCACGAGUCCGGAGCGUCGAUCAAGAUCGACGAGCCGCUGGAGGGGUCUGAGGAUCGCAUCAUCACCAUCACUGGCACUCAGGACCAGAUACAGAACGCUCAGUACCUAUUACAGAAUAGUGUGAAGCAGUACUCUGGUCGCUUCUUCUAAAGGAGGGGAGUGAAGGGAUGCAACCCUGCUCCGUUCUCAGAACAUUCCUCUGCUUUAGUGUUCACUCUCCUCUCCAUACGCUGCACCACCUUUUAACUCACACACCCUUAGCUCCCUCCCCCCCCGUUUCACUCCCAGUGGAACAGGCCCAUUUUUCCCUUUUGAGGUUUUUUUUUGUUUUUGUUUUUUUUGUUUUUUUUUUCCACUUGGUUUGUUCCGAGUUCUCGAAGGUAGAUGAAACCCCUCCGUUUUGUGUACCUGUUUGUAUGUUUGGUCCGCCACGUAUACCAAAAUCCAUUCAGCACAACAUGCAGAAUGUAAUCUUGCUUUGUAAGAAACAUUUUAUCAUUUUUAAAAUAAACAACAAAAAAAAAAGUUUAGGAAACUGUUCUUGCCAUUUUUCAGUUUACUAAAAAAAAUGCCUAGGGGCUGUAGAAAUGUAAAUAUGCAGUGAUCGGUCAUUUCUAAGGAUUUUAUAGAAUUCAAAUUUCCAAAUUUUUUUCUUUCUCAUCUGUGGGUUAUAUUCUUAAUGUACUGAUUGGACCAAGAAAGGGGGAAGGGUGGGGUUGCAUCCAAGCCCGUGUUAUGUGAUGAAACUUUAAGGCCUGUUUUAAACGUCUUGUGUGGAUGGGAUCCGAGUGUGUGGUUUGUUUUCCUCUGUACUGCUGUGUCGGUGUGAUCGGGGCUGAGGCCUGUUUGUAGUGGUGUAGCUGCAUGCAAGCGACCGCGGCUCCAGUCCUGCUGUUGAAUUUGCUGAAAGUCCGAGUAAUAAAGUCCAUGCCACAUUUUA